Saccostrea echinata is the source of this 1801-nucleotide messenger RNA. RefSeq lists its product as uncharacterized. Bases 82 to 1008 code for a protein of 308 amino acids. The transcript is spliced from 5 exons. NCBI's taxonomy places the organism in Eukaryota, Metazoa, Mollusca, Bivalvia, Ostreida, Ostreidae. The record is from RefSeq and is a predicted model, not a curated record.
UUUGACCCUGACUUUUCGCUUAAGGUUUCAAAAAAUUGUGUAUUUAUUCUUCGAUUCUUAUUUUCCUACAGCUUGGACUUAAUGUCUACUUCUGGGAUUUAUAUUUUAUUUAUUUUACUUUUAUCUGACAAUGGAGAACUACUUACUGCUACUAAAAACGUCGAUAUAACAACGUGUGAUGGUAGUACAAAGUAUGGCUCCGUGAUUAUAGUAAAAUAUAGUAAAAUAAAAUCUCACUGUGAGUGUCAGAUAAAACCUCAUUUUGUUGGGGUUUUAAAAUUUGCUUCUAAUGUGAUUUCGUUUUCCUGUAACACGGAGAUAAACAUUUUUGAAAAUGACAAGCCGGAUGAAGUGUUAAGACUUGCGUGUGGUCCAAGGACUUCUGGCGGAUUCAAUGUAACCAAUGAAAGUGUCCUUUUUAUGACAUCUAAAUACGUCAAUUCGUCAGCUGGAACUUUUGAACAAGAGGUUACAAUAUUUGAGAAAAAAAGUUUCAAUGGCACAAUUUCUGUCACUUGUGGAGAUAAUUUCUCAACUUCAAUGACAACAACAAAAUGGACCACAAAUACUGAUGGUACAAAAAACAGAAUAACUACCAACACCGAUGUCUCCUUAAAAACAGAAGGAGGGGACCUCCAAAGCAAAGAUAAGACAAACUACACAGUAAAAUAUAUUAUAUUUGGUGUUGCUGGAACUGCUGUGAUUUUAUUAGCAGGCAUUUUUUCAUUAGCUGUUUGUCAUUUCAGACGGAAACAAUCAGUCCUGAGCACAACAUAUCUGAAAGAUGAAAUCAACUCUGAACAGAAAAAUGUAGACAUUUUUAAGGAACUCCCAGACAAUCCUCUUUAUCACUCAUAUCAGCCUGAAGACGUGGAAAAUCAGACUUAUGCUCAACCCAAUAAGAACAAAGAAAAGACCCAAAUAAAAGAAGUCCGCAAAUCUGUUACGCAAGCAAAAUCUGCUAAUGAAGAUGAUUGUGAUAUUGUUUAUGCCAAAGUGAAUAAAUAAUAGAGAUUACAUUUUAACUUGAAAAUGUGACUUGUAUCAAAAUUUAAAUAAUCAAUUUCAAAAUAUCACAAAACAUACAAUUUACAUGUACGAGGGUUGUCCCAGAAAAACGCGAAUUUUUUCAAUAUUUUUCGUUUCACUAAUGUUAUAAAGUUAAAACUUGGCAUGCACUAUAAUCAACAUUUUUUUACAUAAUUCACAGAAAUUUCAAUAAAAUAUCUCUAUAAAUAACAUUUCUCUCUCUGAUAAAUCAUUCAUUCAAAGUAGCUCCCGGCGCAACACCGACGACGUCAAAACGUAGCUCGUGGAGUUUUUGAAUUUGUUCAGAAAUGGUGCGUCUUUAAAAAUUCGUUCGUAGCAGAAAUUCGAUAAUGCAUUUGAUUUUUUUUUAGUUACCAAGUUAUCCAUUUCACGCGAACUACAGUUAAGAAUAAAUUAAGGAAUUAAUUCUUUUAAUAGACAAUUUUCCAACCCCGAUUAUAAAGUCAACUUCUCGCAUAGUUAACGACGGUCUCCACGUAUGACGUCCAGCUACAUGUAUAGACUUUUCAGUUUGUCGGCAUUUUUUUUUUUUUUUUUUUGGUCUACCAAACGCUUCUUCCAUCGGAUAACCAGUCCAUCCAUCUUUGAACCUCUUUUGCUAGGUAUAAACCAGUGUUCGACACAUGUAUUUGUAUUUGUAUCGUUUCCUCGUUCCCAGCUCUUUUGCCGUAUAAAAAGGAGUCAUACCUCGCUCCACACAGUAAUGAGUGAUAAUUUGUGUCUGUGCCAGUGUGUGAUGAACAGAAUACAC